Messenger RNA from Gambusia affinis (western mosquitofish), 907 nucleotides. Its product is annotated as galactose-specific lectin nattectin-like. The transcript is spliced from 7 exons. Lineage: Eukaryota; Metazoa; Chordata; Actinopteri; Cyprinodontiformes; Poeciliidae. Gene Ontology annotation, molecular function: signaling receptor activity. Bases 269 to 763 code for a protein of 164 amino acids. The record is from RefSeq and is a predicted model, not a curated record.
CUUUGGUCCGGUUCUAAUCAGUUCUUAUGGUACGUAACUCUUCACGCUACCAGGAAAACGUCCUUGGCCGAAUCCUGGAAGAUUCUGCAACAACUUGAACACUUUUUUAAAAAAGUGACAAAAACGAGAACAGACAGUGACUUACUCAAAGAUUUCCACUUCAGACAAACAAACUGAAGGUAUAUAAAGUCUGUGUUUCCAUCUCUGAGACAUCCUGUGAGCAGAAACUGCUGCUGGAACAGACUCUUCAACUAAUCAUCAAAACAAGAUGGCUGCAGGUCUUGUCUUCACUCUGCUUCUUGGUCUGAGCUUUGGACUCUGGGAUGGAGCUGAUGCCGGAUGUCAAGUGAGAGCUAACACACCACUUGACUGCCCUGCAGGCUGGACUUGGUACAAAGGUCGCUGUUUCGUGUUUGUGAAAGAUAAAAGGAGAUGGAUAAUAGCAGAGAACACCUGCCUUGCAUUUGAUGGAAAUCUGGCCUCAUUCCACAAUAUAGAUGAGUACAACUUCAUCAGACAACUUAUCUACAAUACAGCUAAACAACACACACCAACUUGGGUUGGAGGUCAUGAUUCAACACAGGAAGGCACCUGGAUGUGGAGUGAUGGUUCCAAGUUUGUGUUUCAUAACUGGGGCACGAAUGAGCCAAACAAUAUCCGUGGAAUGGAACACUGUAUGGUGAUCAACUUAGAAGGACAAAAUCAAACAGCAGAUGUAGCCUGUGGCGAGAAGCUUCCCUACGUCUGUGCCAGACCCCUGUAACCUUCUUCUGCCUUUUAAUCUGAAAUGCCCAUAUGCCUUUCCUGCUGGUGAUGUCACUUCCACCUGGAUGUCAAGCCUCGAUGACAUCACUGCUGGAAGAACCUGAUUUCAUUUUAUUUAAAUAAAUGUUUUCUUUCUCUGAAA